Paramecium tetraurelia is the source of this 807-nucleotide messenger RNA. RefSeq lists its product as uncharacterized. The record is from RefSeq and is a predicted model, not a curated record. The transcript is spliced from 4 exons. Lineage: Eukaryota; Ciliophora; Oligohymenophorea; Peniculida; Parameciidae.
AUGAUUAACUCUCAUCAAAACAUUCCCAUUCAACAAUUUGACCUACAAGAAUAAAUCUAAAUCUUAUACCAUCAUCAAAAGACUUGCGAAAAACAAGGAAAAUACUUAGAAGCGGAUCUAGCCAAAACAAAAUUGAAUGAAUUGACAAAAACCUUAGAUCUCUAAUAAAAACACGAGGUUGUUGAUAGACAUUCAGAUGAAAAGCAACAAAUCGACAAAGCUCAUUUUGACGAAUUUAAUCAAUUUAACUUGUUUUGGGAUGAGAAAUUUAAGUAAUUUGAUUUUGAAACUAAAUCUGCAAAGGAUGAGAUACUAUCUAGACAUGAAUUAGAAUUGACUUCGUUUCUUGAAGAACUAGAAAAUACAAUUCCAUUAAAACCAAAGGAUUCUGCUCAAUUGUUAAAACUGAGGAAGACCGAAGAACAAUUGGCAAAGUUAGAAAAUUAUAAAGAGGCUCAUAUGAUCUAAUAGAGGAUAUUGAAUUUAGAAAAGGAAGAAUUUGAUAAAUGGAAUCAUACUAGAUAGAACAAAAUCAGGAAUUUGAUCUAACAAUUAAGAUAGAAAUAAAUUAUAGAAUUGAAUGCUUUGUAAUAACGCAUUCUCUCAGUACAAGAAGAAUUAAGCAAAAGCAAAUCAUAAGAACUCUAAAAAAUGCUCUCCAAAUAUUAACAUGUUAGAAAAGAAUUAGAGAAUUAAUAGAAUCAAGAAAUCAAUAGACUUGAAAAAUCCAUAAAAAAUCAAUCGAUCAUGUCUAAAAUGAAUUCUUAAAUGAAAAAACCCUAAGAUGAAAAUUACAAUCUCAAAUGA